AUGGAUGUAAGCAACCCACAUUUAGAUAAAAGAGGGUCAAAAGGCGACCCCGGGCCACAAGGCACCAAGGGCGACCCCGGGCCACAGGGUUCCAAAGGCGACCCCGGGCCACAGGGUUCCAAAGGCGACCCCGGGCCACAGGGUCCUGCAGGACCCAAAGCAAGAAGAUAUAGCUUUGAUCUUUCUGGUGUUAAUAUGCCUAGUGAUGGUACCAUUUACAGAGGGACCGUAAAUGUAGACGGUGUUACGAAGUACCCCAAAGAUUUUCAAGUUUUUGCGUUGGAGUUUGUAUUAGAUGGAAACCGAAGAGAUUGGACAUUUACGUAUGUGGUUAGCAUGAUUCCAGGAGGCUGGACGACGACUCAAUCCAAUGGUGCGGGGUUUAAUG
This is a messenger RNA of Actinia tenebrosa (Australian red waratah sea anemone), 388 nucleotides long. RefSeq names its product collagen alpha-1(I) chain-like. The record is from RefSeq and is a predicted model, not a curated record. NCBI's taxonomy places the organism in Eukaryota, Metazoa, Cnidaria, Anthozoa, Actiniaria, Actiniidae.